AUGCGGGUAGAAGACACCCUUGACAAGGGCACAGGGGCGGGCUCUGCACCAAAUCGAAAUAUCUCUGAUGCAGCCCCUGCCACCCCUGGCAUCCCUGGCUUCAUUAUUGAUGCACCACCUGUCUACAAUGGGUCACGCGGUGUGUCGAUGGGCCCUUUUGAAUGGCACGAUCAAGAUGGCCAGUUUGUUGAUGACGGCAUCGUAGUGACAGGCAUAAUCAUAGCAGGCGUGUUCCUGCUGGUGGUGAGCUUUUGCACUGUCCACAUGCUGCGGUACAUGGGCUUCUGCUACGGGGUGGGCCGUUGGCGCAGGCGACCCCAUUCUGUAGCUGAGGAGUACCGAGAGUAUCGGCAGGAGCGGCUGAACGACAUGUAUGCACAUGUCCGUGGGUCUGGUGGGCCCAGGUCUGGCUCAGGCACUGACCGGGCCUCCCAUGGGCGGCAGGCUCAUUACUCACGCCUCAGCAGCCAUCCUGCCUUGGGUUCCAGGGACCGUCAUGAACGAGGGUCAUCGUCAGCUUUGGGCAUGGAUGGUCGUAGGAACCCUCAGGGGAAUCGGCUCACAUAUAUUCGAUUUUCUCCAUCGGGGAUCAGGUACACAAAUCAGUCGAUUUUGAUGCCACCCUCAGGGGUCCGGAGGCACCAUCCAGACAGGGUGCCCGUCUUGCCACGUGGGGGCCAGACGCAGCCAGUGGACGUGCAGGGGGACCGGGCGAUGGGCGUGCCAUUCCUUUCAUCCUACAGCCCAUGGACUGACUCGAUGGCAGGCAGCUCCUUCGUGUCGCAGGGGGGAAAUGGGGAGAUGGCCAGUGGGGACGUGGGAGCAGAUGGAGUGCCCCUGUCAGUGGGCAGCCGCAGUGAGGACCUGGAAGCAUCGGUGCGGGACUCUGCAACAGGGACCCUGUUGGGGCUGGAAGCAUCCGCCUCAGAAUCAGCACGUGCAAGGGACAGGGGCAUCGCGGAGGCCACUGCUGCGGAGGCAGCUCGGCAGCAGAAGAUCGCAGACUUGUUCGUUUGUCCGAUCACGCAUGAAAUCAUGGAGGACCCGGUGAUGGCGGCAGACGGCUACACAUAUGAAAGGAAGGCCAUCAUGCAGUGGCUGAAGGCGCACAGGCGAUCCCCGAUGACCAACGAGGCCAUGGUCGAAAUUGUCCUGAUAGCCAACCACGGCCUGAAGUCCGCUAUUCAAGAAUGGCGGGCCAGCAAUGAGGCAACGGUGGAAUAG
Molecule: messenger RNA, 1224 nt
Organism: Ostreobium quekettii
Lineage: Eukaryota; Viridiplantae; Chlorophyta; Ulvophyceae; Bryopsidales; Ostreobiaceae
Source: the annotation of a GenBank genome assembly